This is a messenger RNA of Echinops telfairi (small Madagascar hedgehog), 2291 nucleotides long. RefSeq names its product zinc finger and SCAN domain-containing protein 5B-like. Gene Ontology annotation, biological process: regulation of transcription by RNA polymerase II. The record is from RefSeq and is a predicted model, not a curated record. Lineage: Eukaryota; Metazoa; Chordata; Mammalia; Afrosoricida; Tenrecidae. Bases 79 to 2115 code for a protein of 678 amino acids. The transcript is spliced from 6 exons. Gene Ontology annotation, molecular function: RNA polymerase II cis-regulatory region sequence-specific DNA binding; DNA-binding transcription factor activity, RNA polymerase II-specific.
UCGAAGGAAGCCAAAGUAGACACCUUCCGAGAGGUGAGGACGACUCAGUCCGUCAUUUUGGAAAAACCUCCAGCCGACAUGGCUUUGGACCUGACGUGUGCCUCGAGCCGUAGAAAGCCUGCUCACAAACCUGGAGCUGACCUUGGAGAGCAUGGUAAUUUUAAGAGAUGGCAUGUGAAGUUCAGAGAAUUUACCGCCCCUGAGGGUGCCGAUCCCGAGAGUACCCUGAAGCGGCUUUGUGAGCUCGGCCAUCUGUGGCUGAGGCCAGACCUUCACACCAAAAAGCAAAUUAUGGACAAGCUGGUGCUGGAGCAGUUCUUGAUCUCCAUGCCACCAGAAUUCCAGGUCUUGGUCAGGGAGAGUGGCGUGGAGAGCUGCGAAGACCUGGAGGAGCUACUGAGAAGUGGCAGGAGACCCCAGUCUAUAGUCUCCAUAAAUGGAGAGCAAUUUCUUCUACAAAAUCCAGAUGUUGAGAUGGUCGAAUCUGAGGCCAGGGAUGGAGAUGAUGUGAACAUCUUGUGCAGGGAGCCAGGUUCCCUUGUGAGUGAGACCCCUCUGGCAAAUGGAUGGGAGGUCGGUGAAGAGCACCAGAAUCUUCCAGCAACGGAUGAAGCCUCAAGCAGACGACAGCAGGGGCAGAGAUUUCUGCCAGAGGCUACUUCCGCAAGUGGUGAUUUGUGGAUUCUGAGCCCUGAGCAGAACUUGGACAAGAACGUGACAGAAGAUGGGGAUGAGCCAACUGCCUGUGUGGCCCAAGAGCCUCAGCUUCUGAAGGGUGCUGUAGAUCCCUUGGGAGCCGGUGGCAGAAAGAGUACUGAAGAAGGCACCUCUUUUGGAAAUAUGGAGCUUGACACACCAACUGCCCCUGUUUUGAGGAAACGCAUGUCUGCUCCAGGCACAAACAGGGAAGAUGGCGAGAAGAACCGGAGACAUUCCCAAAGUAGAAAACCAGACAACUCCCAGAAAUCUGAAGAACUCCAUGAAGAAGCUACUUGUUUGGUCAAAGCAGAAUUCCUGGCACUAUUUAAUAUUUGCCCAGUAGAUUCCCCAAAGACCAGGGAGCCUAAUGCCCAUGAUUCACUGAGGAUUGUGGGACCAAGCGAGCCUGAUUUACCUAACACCAGUGGACAAAUGGAGCUUACUCUGUCUGAAGAUCGAAUACCCACGAGUUGUUCACCCUAUCAAGUUAAGAAGCAGAGUUGUCCGCCAGAGACUGUGUCUGCAUAUGGUGAACUGGAGAGUCUGAUACCUGAGAAGAUCUUGGAAAAGAGCUUGAUGGGCAAUGGGACUAAGUCAACAACAUACAUCACUCAAGAGCCUCACCUUCUGAAAGAAGCUGCAGAUUCUGUGUGGGCCAAUGAGAGUGGGAAUCGUGGAGAAGGUACUUCUGUUGCAAAUGUGGAUGCUGACACGCCAUACUCCCCAGUUGUGGAGAGACCAGUUUCUACUGAAGGCCCAAACAGACGAGAUUAUGAGGAGAAUCGUGGACGUUCCAAAAGAAGAAAACCAAACAAGUCAGAGACAAAUCGAGAAGGACAUAAUGAAGGACAUACUGGUUUGGCACAAUUGAGACCAACAGAGCAUGGUGCACUGAAGACUGUGGAACCCGCUGACUGCACUUCACCAGGAACCAUGGGACCAAUUGACCACAGGGUGGCUAAAAAGCAAAGAUCCACAAAGCAGUCAUUCCAUCAGUGUGGAUUUUGUGAGAAACUGUUUACUUAUAAAUCUCAGUUUGACAUCCACCAAAGGACACACACAGGAGAGAGGCCCUUCAAGUGCAGCACCUGUGGGAAAGGCUUCAUGCAGCCAUCAGAUCUCCGUGUCCACAACCGAAUCCACACGGGAGAGAAGCCAUUUAAAUGCGACAUCUGCUCCUGUCAGUUCUCCCAUGACUCCACCCUUCGCGGCCACAAGAGGAUCCACACCAAAGAGAGACCAUUCGUUUGCCAAAGGUGUGGGAAACACUUCAGCCACAAGGGGAAUCUCAACGUCCAUCAGAGGAUCCACACUGGACAAAAACCUUACCACUGUUCUGAUUGUGGUCUAGGCUUCCGUCAGCUGGGAACUUUCAGGCGCCACAAGAAAAUACAUAUGAAAGUGACAUCCUGUUAGUUGUCUAUUGAUCCCUCCUGGGUCAAUUGUGAAACACGUGCUAAGAAAAGGUUAGGGGCGGGGAGCUGAUAGUGCUGGUUGUAUAAUUUCACUUAAUGGGAUUGAAUGACAGAAUUGUAUGUGAGUGGAUAUAUUGGAUUGUGUGAGCUAUGGCAAAACAAACAACUAUUAUAUAA